This is a messenger RNA of Neurospora hispaniola, 543 nucleotides long. RefSeq lists its product as uncharacterized. Bases 106 to 534 code for a protein of 142 amino acids. The record is from RefSeq and is a predicted model, not a curated record. The transcript has a single exon. NCBI's taxonomy places the organism in Eukaryota, Fungi, Ascomycota, Sordariomycetes, Sordariales, Sordariaceae.
AUGCGUGCUGUGCAGUGCAAGUGCAACUGAAGUAGGUAGGGCGGCCAGACCAAAAAGAGUCGAGGGAUUCCAAAAAGGACCCUUCCCCUUGCCCAAAACACGAAAAUGUCUCGGCCGGGGGAUAUCAAACCUUUUCUUUUUCUUGCUCAAUUUUUAUUUUGGCUACAUAUUCGAUUAUUUGACCGUAUGCGUCCAGAUCAAAUUUCACAUGCGUUGCCACCUAUUGGAGCCACUGUUGCUGUUGGUGUUGUUACUGCCGUCGUCCCUUGUCUUGUUUGUGAAGCGUCGCACGCGAUUAUCGCGAGAUUGUUGCGGUUAGUCUUGUUGACUAUUUCUCCCCCAGAGAUGUCUAAUGGGCAGUCGUCGAGGCUUUCAAUCCGCGCUCGUGAGCCAUCUUGGUCGCUCGACUUUUGUUGGCGAUUUGUGAAUGAGAGAAGUUCUGGUGUGACGCUCAAGAUGUUGGAUGGCGCUGUGAGUGUGAGAAGAAAACUAAAGAAUUCCAGGGUUCGUGCUAGUUGCCCGAGGUGUGGGUGACAACGGGCA